Molecule: messenger RNA, 354 nt
Organism: Actinia tenebrosa (Australian red waratah sea anemone)
Lineage: Eukaryota; Metazoa; Cnidaria; Anthozoa; Actiniaria; Actiniidae
Source: RefSeq, a predicted model, not a curated record
AUGCCCAUCUCCGCCUUCAAUAUAGACAGACUGAUUAAUUUUGUCAAGUCUAGAAAAGACCCAAGUAUAACUUUUACUAUCCCUUCUAUUACAAAGCCUCAAGUCAUCGCUAGUCUCCUAAAAAUCAGUCCUAAUAAAGCAGUUGGCAUAGAUAAAAUAAGUGCUCGUCUAUUGAGGAUUGCGGCUCCUGCGAUCGCCUCUUCACUGACGCGAAUCAUUAACUUCUCAUUUGAAUCUGGUGUGUUCCCCAAGCGUUGGAAAUUGGCAAAAAUAACACCUCUCUUCAAAGCUGGUGAUGAAGACGACGUUUCAAACUACAGCCAAUAUCAGUGCUUACAGUCCUAUCCAAAGUAA